Molecule: messenger RNA, 662 nt
Organism: Dendronephthya gigantea
Lineage: Eukaryota; Metazoa; Cnidaria; Anthozoa; Malacalcyonacea; Nephtheidae
Product: mitochondrial import receptor subunit TOM22 homolog
Exons: 3
Coding region: 35-406 (123 amino acids)
Biological process (GO): intracellular protein transport
Cellular component (GO): mitochondrial outer membrane
Source: RefSeq, a predicted model, not a curated record
ACGUUUCCCAUUAUGGUCGAAAAAAUAUUACAAAAUGGAUUCCUCUCCAAGUAAUUCUGCUACCUCAGCAAGAAUCGAAGAAUUAGAGAACCUCGAUGAUAUUGAGGAUGAAACUAUUACAGAAAGGUUGAUUGGUCUCACGGAAAUGUUUCCAGAAAGUGUACGAAACUUUUUCAGCACAACAACAGAUCUUGCCAUCAAAGGAACAAAGAAAUUAUACAGUUUUGGUGGUAGUACAUUGUGGAUUGUUAGCACGUCGUUUAUGGUAUUGGCGCUGCCACUUAUAUUUGAGGUUGAAAGAGCACAAGCCGAGGAGGCUGAGAAACAACAACAGAGACAGAUUCUUCUUGGUCCAGGAGCAGCCACAAACCCAGGACUCGGAGGUCCAGGUAUGGCACUGAGGUAACAAGAGCCAGAGAGGACAUUGACAUGGUAAAAUCUAUGGAUUUUUUGUUUAUAUCUAUGACUCAACACUUGGCAAGUAUGCACAUUUUAUACUUGCCCAUCAUUAUCAAGUAAUAAGUAUAUCCUAUGGUGCAGUAAACCAACUCAAUUUAAACAAGAUAACUAUGAAAAACUUUUAAUUUCAACCACAUAUUUACAAAUAUAUUUACAAGUUUUACUUUACUGCUGAAAACGUCACUAUCUUUCGAUCAAUAUUU